AUGGACAGGGAUUCGCUUGUGGAGCUGACACCGUUGCGGCCGUCGACGCGCCCUACCGCCUCGCAAAGCCCCUCACGGGAGCCACCGACAGUACCACCACCGCCAUUGCUGUUCGGUGUGGAGGCGCCGGUGCCGCCACAGCGACAGCAACAGCAGCCGAUGUCGUCGCCUUUCGAGCGUCGCGAAGACCUCUCGUAUAUUUGGGGCACCGGCAUUGCGGUGGAGACGUUCCGGGAAGAAUUCCAACAGUUCCUUGAAACAUAUGAGGUGAGCACCGACAACAACAACAGCAGGCCACAGCAGGAGAUGGGUGACCGCGCGAGUGGUGUCCUCGGCACUCGCCGCGGCGGUACGAGGAAGUGCUUCCUGCAAGAGCUACUGCGCCUGCGCCUGCAGAACCGCAGCGUGCUGGAGUUGGACAUGCAGCUGCUAGCCAAGUCGUGCCCGCGGCUGUACCAGCAGACCAUCGCCCACCCCAUGGAGUGCCUGCAGAUGAUGGCAAACGUUGCGGAGGAUGUAUGCCAACGUCUCGCCGCAGCGGCGGAUGCGGCGGUGGCGGAGGACCUUAUCCUGCGCGUGGCGCCGCGCAACCUGCCGGAAAGGGUCACACUGCGCGGGAUGGGGCCAGCACACCUUGAGCAGCUCAUCGCGCUGCAGGGCAUGGUGGUGCGCGUGUCCAAGAUCAUCCCGGAGAUACGCGUGGCGUUCUUUCAGUGCUGGUACUGUCAGCAUGUGCGCCGCAGCGUCGUCGAUCGCGGGCGCAUCUUCGAGCCGACAAGGUGCGACCACUGCGGCAAGCACUACUCGUACAAAAUCAACCAUAAUCUCUCCCUCUUCGAAGACAAGCAGUUGGUGCGGCUGCAGGAGGCGCCGGAGCACUUGACGGAUGGAGACACGCCAGUCACAAUCUCUGUCGUUGUGUACGGUGACACGGUGGAUGCCGUUGUGCCUGGUGACCGCGUUGUUGUGACAGGUAUUUACCGCGCCGCCCCCGUCCGCCUCAACGCCAACACACGCAUCAUUCGCAGCAUAUUCGCUACACACGUUGACGCUGUGCACAUCGAGCACCGCCGCGCAGGCCGUAAUUCGUGGAAGGAUCAGCAGAAGCAGCAUGCUGUGGGUGAUGAGGAUCUCCCGGAGGAUCCUGCAGAGGCGUCACGACGUGACGUGUUCCGCCGUAUCGCGAGCCGUCCAGACAUCUAUACCAUUUUACUCAAUAGCUUCACGCGUACCAUUUGGGGACACGAGGAGGUGAAGCGUGGCAUCCUUGCCCAGCUAUUCGGUGGGACACGCAAGGAACUCAGGUCUGGUACUUUCCGCGCGGAGAUAAACGUGAUUCUCUGUGGUGAUCCAGGCGUUGCGAAGUCACAGCUGCUGACUCAGGUGCAUGAGAUUGCCCCGCGUGGUGUGUAUACGUCCGGCAAGGGCAGCAGUAGCGUGGGUUUGACCGCUUUUGUUGUGCAGAACAACGAGACGGGGGAGUUGGUACUUGAACCCGGUGCGCUGGUGCUCUCUGACAAGGGGAUUUGCUGCAUCGACGAAUUUGACAAGAUGAAUGAGGCGACUCGUUCGGUGCUACACGAGGUGAUGGAGCAGCAGACACUCUCCAUCGCAAAGGCAGGUAUCAUUGCGCAGCUUAACGCCCGUACCUCUGUUCUGGCAGCAGCGAAUCCGAAGGAAUCUCAAUGGAACGUGAACUUGAAUGUUGUGGAGAACCUGCAGAUUGAACCGACGCUUCUCUCUCGCUUUGACCUGAUCUUCCUUCUGCUGGACCAUCACGACCCUACGGAGGACAGGCGCCUCGCGUCGCAUGUGCUGUCACUUUUCAUGGAGUCUGAAGAUGGGCGCAACCGUCCAUCUUCUGCGGAUGCUGCGACACAAAACACCGGUGAUGACGAUGAUGAUGACGAUGUGGGUGUUACGAAUACGGUAAACGGUAGCGGCAACACGGGACCACGUGGUCUGCCAGCUGGCCGCGCAGCAGUGGUGCUGGAGCACGAGGGAGAAGUCUUUCUCGAGGGCACUGAUGACGCGCCUUACAUGCCAACACGAAUCCUCUCGCAGUACAUUGCCCUGGCGCGCGAGACAGUACACCCGCGGCUGACGGAGGCAUCGCACAAGCAGCUGGCAAAGUCGUAUGUGGAGAUGCGACGGGCGCGCGGCAGCAGCCGGACGGUGUCAGCGACACUGCGGCAGCUUGAGUCGAUGAUACGACUCGCGGAGGCGCGCAGCAAGAUGCGCUUCAGUGCGGAGGUCGCCGUCGAGGACGUGAAGGAGGCAAAGUGGCUCAUCAGCGCCGCGCUGAAGGAGGCCGCAACGGACCCGCAGACGGGACUCAUUAACCUUGACAUGUUCAGCGCACCCGACCCGACGCGGCAGACGGUGGAGGGAAGUAUGCUGCGGCUGGAGCACGUCAUUGGCAAGCGAUACCUUGCGGCGGGGCGCACGAGUGCGACGGUCACUGAGUUGCGGCUGGCGCUGAACGAGUCGCUGGGCGGCGGUAUUCGACCGCUCACGACGGCGCAGUUCAUGGAGCUGCUCGCGCUGAUGACUGGCGGCGAGUAUGUCAAGUCAUUCACCUCCACCUCGGUGACCUUUGCGGAUAAAGGCGCAUGA
Messenger RNA from Trypanosoma grayi, 2616 nucleotides. Its product is annotated as putative minichromosome maintenance (MCM) complex subunit. Bases 1 to 2616 code for a protein of 871 amino acids. The transcript has a single exon. Lineage: Eukaryota; Euglenozoa; Kinetoplastea; Trypanosomatida; Trypanosomatidae. The record is from RefSeq and is a predicted model, not a curated record. Gene Ontology annotation, biological process: DNA replication; DNA strand elongation involved in DNA replication; mitotic DNA replication initiation. Gene Ontology annotation, cellular component: MCM complex; nucleus. Gene Ontology annotation, molecular function: single-stranded DNA helicase activity; single-stranded DNA binding; ATP binding.